GACAGGGGGGCGUGGCUGACCGGUUGCCGUGAGACGGUAUCAGUGGCUGGGCUCGCAGGGAAGGAGGCGUGUCCCUCAGAAUCCGCAACAUGGCGCUGAACAAGAAUCACACGGACGGCGGGGGUGUCGUCGUUAAUAAUUGUGAGAGUGUCUUGAUGUCCUAUGACCAUGUGGAGCUUACAUUUAGUGACAUGGCAGGCACUUCAGAUGCUUUUCGGGGGACUAAGAAAGGCACGAUAAUGCUGACGCCAUUCAGGGUGAUAUUUGUAUCCAAAGGAAGGGAUCCAAUGCAGUCAUUUAUGAUGCCUUUCUACAUGAUGAAGGAUUGUGAAAUCAAGCAACCAGUUUUUGGGGCUAACUUCAUCAAAGGCACUGUGAAAGCAGAACCUGGUGGUGGCUGGGAAGGCACUGCCACGUUUAAACUCAGUUUUCCAGCUGGGGGAGCCAUAGAGUUUGGACAGUGCAUGUUACAAGUGGCCUCUCAAGCUUCAAGAGGAGGACCUCCAGGAGGUGGAUAUCCUUAUAUGCCUAAUGGAGGCUAUGCCUACCCACCUCCAGCAGCCAAUGGCAUGUAUCCUGCCCCUCCUGCUGCUUCUGGGUACCCUUUUCCACCACCACCUACAGAAUUCUACCCAGGACCUCCAAUGCAAGACGGUUCAAUGGCAUACAUGCACCCACCUCCUCCUCCUUACCCAGGCCCCAUGCAACCCCCCUCAUCCUCUGCUUCUGCUCCUGACUUGCCUUCUACUACAGCAGCUGAGGCCAAGGCUGCAGAGGCAGCUGCCAGUGGGUACAGCAGUACCAACCCUCCCAAUGUUUUCAUGCCAAUGGAUUUUCCUCCACCACCUCCUUACUUUCCACCAGAUGAAAAGAAAAACCAAUAAAACACCUUCAACUAAGAACCUGUCAUUCCUUUAUAGCUUCCUAACUUGAAGCCGGAUCUUCCAAAGACGCUAAUCUUGUAUCAUUCCUGAAGAUAGUCUUCCUGUUAGUAAGACCCCAUAGCUCAUUAAAGUCUAACUCCUGGCCUAGCCACUUGGACUCAGUGGCCCUUACACUGUAUGUUUUUACUUUUUCUUUUAAAAUACUUACCAAUUCCAUAUGACGUGACACAAUGGGUCCUCUACCAAUGUUCUCCAGUGGGGAGUGAUCCUCGAUGAUGCAGAGAGCAAUGCUUAUGUGAUAACAUUAGCACCACUCUGUACAUCAUUACACUGUGAAUGAAGGGUUCUGUGGUUAUACCCCCUCAGGGGUAGGUCCGUGUCCUUGGUCAUAGGGGUUGAAUGAUGCUGGGUGGCAUUUAACCUAGGGGGCUGAGGACAUCUUGUAGUGAAAAAUGAAGUACUGCAGGGGAUAGCUCCAGGUCAAAGGUAAUAUGCAGCCUGGGAUGUUUUUUUGUUUUAAGCUGCUGGGGGAAUUUUGUAAAUUACAAAAUUGGCCCAGAGUUGGCCUUAACAUUUCUGAUCAGCAUUUGGCAGGCUCUUUUUGGCAGGAUAGUUUCUAGUCUUCUGUAGAUCUCAUCAGAAAGACCAUUCUAUGUCUUGCACAUCUAAAUCAUAGCAGACUGGAUAGACUGUACUGCAUCCUGCUAUAUUAGGCAUGCACUAAUCUUCAUCUCUGUUAUUUGAUUGCUGUGCGUAUGCAAAUAAUUUAAAAUUUAAUUUAUUUUGAAGGAUUCAAAUUAGAAAUAUACUGUACAUAAUAUAUUAAACCAAGAUAAAAAUUUA
Molecule: messenger RNA, 1727 nt
Organism: Rana temporaria (common frog)
Lineage: Eukaryota; Metazoa; Chordata; Amphibia; Anura; Ranidae
Gene: WBP2
Product: WW domain binding protein 2
Exons: 8
Coding region: 90-884 (264 amino acids)
Biological process (GO): positive regulation of DNA-templated transcription
Cellular component (GO): nucleus
Molecular function (GO): chromatin DNA binding; transcription coactivator activity
Source: RefSeq, a predicted model, not a curated record